Molecule: messenger RNA, 687 nt
Organism: Dendrobium catenatum
Lineage: Eukaryota; Viridiplantae; Streptophyta; Magnoliopsida; Asparagales; Orchidaceae
Product: probable inactive receptor kinase At4g23740
Exons: 2
Coding region: 1-687 (228 amino acids)
Biological process (GO): protein phosphorylation
Molecular function (GO): protein kinase activity; ATP binding
Source: RefSeq, a predicted model, not a curated record
AUGGCUCUGAUACCAACUGUUGCCUUGUACAGGAUCGUUUUGUAUUCACCCUGCCUCCUACAUAUCUCCACAGGAAAGCAAGGGGAAGACAGAGCACAACUAGACUGGGAAACCAGGUUCCGCAUAGCCCUCGGAGUUGCAAGAGGCGUUGCUCACAUCCACUUACAGCAAGCCGGCAAACUGGUCCAUGGAAACAUAAAAUCUUCCAAUGUCUUCCUCAACAACCACAACUACGGCUGUGUUUCAGACCUUGGCCUAGCCACAAUAGUAAACCUACCCAUCCCUCCUUGGUCGCGCAUUGCCGGUUAUCACGCCCCUGAGGUGGUUGAUACUCGGAAAGCUUCACAAGCCUCGGAUGUAUACAGCUUUGGCGUCCUUGUUCUCGAACUCCUCACCGGCAAGUCUCCCAUCCAGAAAACUGGAGGAAGCGAUGAGGUGAUUCACCUGGUUCGCUGGGUUAGUUCUGUCGUCCGAGAGGAAUGGACUGCCGAGGUGUUUGAUUUACAGCUCAUGAGAUACUCUAACAUAGAGGAGGAGAUGGUUGAGCUGCUUCGAAUCGCAAUGGCGUGCGUUGCAAGGAUGCCGGAGCAGCGUCCGAAGAUGAUGGAUGUUGUAAGAAUGAUCGAGGAUGCAAAGAAGCUUGAUAGCGGAAGCCGGCCUUCAGCGGAGGAAAUGUUAGAGGAUUGA